AAUCGACUUGUUUUCAUCCAUCACUUUUCAUUAGCAAAAACAGACACUAUUAUUUAUGUUUUACAUCUGCUAAAUAAUUAAGCGAUUGCACUAUCCAUAAUGGAUCAAUACGACACAUCGCAACUCACAGAAUUUCCGCGCUUCGAGCCUGAAUCGUCCCAGAGCGGGGUAUCAACGUUCUUUAACAAAUUGUGGAAGUUUCCGAUGUUCUCGCCCAGCGAAUCGGGCGAGAACAGUCAGAACAAAGCCGUGGGAGACGGUAAAGAGGUGUCUCCGCAGAACGAGGAUGUGAACAAGCAGGAAUACGAUGAUAAACCGGAACAGGCGAGCUACGCGGUCGAGUUUGAAGGACGAAGUUUGCACAAUGUUUUGAGCAGAAUUAGCAGUCUUGUUGCGUUGGGGUCAAGUAGUGGCACAAAGUACUCGGACACGGAGCUAGCGCGGUACUGGAUGCCAGACGACAUAUCUCGUGAAUGCUAUGAGUGUGCGGCGCGGUUCGGAACCCUGCGGCGGCGGCAUCAUUGUCGCGUGUGCGGACAGGUGUUCUGUGGGCGCUGCUGCUCUCAACGAGUGCCAGGUCAGAUAUUUGGAUGCGCGGGCGGGCUUCGUGUAUGCAACUACUGUUGCAAUGUCGUGCUGAGCUACCUUCGCGAAAACGAGGCGGGCGAGACUUCGCCCGACCUCCGUUCGCUGCAGGAGAGCUUGCAGGCCAAGUUCCCAGAUAACAAGGCGAACGCGAAAACGCGGGACAACUACAUGUUCGCCCGCGAGGAGGAGCGAGGAGGCGCCCGGGAGCCCCUCGCGGAGUUACUGCCCGCGCUCCGCUCCGCCCUGCCGCUCCUGCAGCACAGGUACCGAUUGGUGCGUUACAACGGUGUGUGGCGAGGGUCGGACAUCAUGCAGUGGAUCAUGGAUAACACCGGCCACAAGACCAGGGCACAAGCUCGAGCGGUGUGCCAGGCCCUGGUGUCCGGCGGCUGGGUGGCGGGCGUGCCGGACCCGGCGCCCAUGUUCGCGGACUACGCGCUCUACCGGCCCGGGCCCGGGCCCGAACCCGAGCCGCCCCACGAUGCACCUGCGGAUGAAGAACAUACACACACUAGCCUGGUAGAGAGUGUGUCCUCAUACUGCCUAGACCUCGACCUGGGCGAGAGUUCAGCGAGACUGACCAAGACGCCCAAGACCAGCGCUCCAGAGCCGAAAUCAUCCCCGUCGAGUGAGGAGGAGACCCCCAACUUGGAACACAGCGAAGGCCCUACGGAAGCCCUAUGCCCCCGCAUCGCAGCCAAAGGCCAAGAGCACCUUGAACUGCUGAUGAGGCAGUGGCUAUCAGCAGAAGCCCUCAGUGCGUCAUGGCUGGAUGUGCUACUGCCGCUGUGUAUGGCGGGAGCAGAGGCUACCAUGCCAGACAUGCACAGCAGCGACAUAGACAUUCGUAAUUACGUGCAAGUGAAGAAGCUACGCGACGGACACAUGCGGGACAGUUGCUUAAUACCGGGCGUCGUGCUCACUAAAAAUGUGGCUCACAGGGGCAUGCCGCAGGAGAUUGAAAAUCCUACCGUUUUGUUGCUCGACUGCUCCAUCGCGUACCAACGGGUGGAGGGCAAGCUGACUUCACUGGAACCGGUACUGCUGCAGGAGCGCGAGUACCUGUCCCGGUGCGCGGCGCGCAUCACGGCGCUGCGGCCGCGCGCGGUGCUGGUGCGCGGCGCCGUGGCGCGCCCCGUGCAGGACGCGCUGCGGGGCGCCGGCGUGGCGCUCGCCACCGGCGUGGGGGAGCGCGCGCUCAGGCGCGUCGCCCGGAGCGUGCGCGCCGACCUGGUGGCCUCCGUCGACGCGAGGAUCGCCGUGCCGAGGCUCGGCGAGUGCAAACGGUUCGCCGUCACCUCCUACCCGAGCAAGACCCUGAUGUCCCUGGAGGGCUGCGCCGAGCCGGCGCUCGGGUGCUGCAUCCUGCUGCGCGGCGCCGCCACCGCCGAGCUGGCGCGCGUCAAGCGCGUCGUCAGGUUCAUGCUGCGGGCCUGCUACAACUGGAAACUCGAGAAAGCGUUCCUCGCCGACGUUGAGGCCAUGCUCCCGGACCCGGGCGCUUUUGAUGACGAUGUUGAUGAAAACGAUGGCGAUGGUGUUAAAGAUGUUAAUCACUGUAAAGAAGAUACAGAAGAAUUUGCCCCCGAUGAUAAUUUGUUUGCCGGUGUGAACAGUGAUGAUAAAACAAUUGAUGAUGGUGAUGAUGUUUUAGCUAGUGAGAAUGAAGUGGCUCCUGAUAAAGUCACUAAAGAUAGCAGGGUGUCAUUUGCUGAUGAUAACAUUUUAGCACAUGAGAAAAUCUCAACUACUAAAGAUAAUAAAAGAAAUAAAGGUGCAGCGUCUGCUAAUAAAGUAAUAAUUAGUGAUGAAAGUACCACAGCUCCAGAUAAAGUCUUAGCCACAGAUGAGAAAAUGUCACCUGUUAAAGAUAAUACAGGUAAUAAAGAAUCAGCAUCUGAUGAUAAAGUACCAGUCGGUAAUAAAAACAUUCCACCUUUAGAUGAUAAAGUCUUAGCUACAGAUGAUGAAAUCUCCAUUAUCAAAGAUGACACAACUAACAAAGAUUCAGCACCUGAUGAUAAAGUAAAUACUGAAGAAAACAUUCCACCCUCCAAUGACAAAGUCGUAGAUGACAAAACACCUAGUGAGUUCUCCGACCCGCUGCAAACCAAAUUCAGUCGCCCAGAGAGUGAGCGAGCGAGCGGAGUUCCUAUCAGAGACUUUAGUGAUCCGCUGCGCGCUGCUGUUGAUGAUGAUGUGUUUUUGGCCGAGGAUAGUCUCCAGGCUGAUACACAUGCAGAUAGAUGGUCGACCGACGACACGGUGUUGUCCAUGUCGCCCAACGUGAUCAUCCCGCCUCCGUACCUGGACACGGAGGCGGGACGGCGCUGCCCGCUGCGGCGCUACCUGCCCCGCCCCGCGCCGGCCGCGCGCCCGCGUCCCCGCCCCCCGACCACCCCGCGCCCCAAGCGCCGACACAGUCGCCCGAGACACAGUGUCAUGGACCUCAAAGAGCGGCACCCAUUCGUAACCGAACCAAUCACAGCGACAGCGGAAGAUCCCGCGCUGAAAGCGUCGCUCGCGCACUACCGCGCCACCGGCUGCCAGCUCGGCGACAAACACACACCGGAAUGCCCCCUGUACAAGCCGUCCGUGUCCCGCCGCCCCGCCGCGCCGGGCGCCGGCGCCGGCUCCGCGCCCGCCUCGCCGGCGCCCGCCUCGCCGGCGCCGGCGCCCGACGCGCGCGACCCGCUCAGCCCCGACCACCACCAGCAGCUCAGCGUGCUGCUCUACAGCUACAGCUCCAAGUCUGCCAAUGUUCCGGACUUCUGCGUCAACCCCUGGAUAGUGACAAUGGAGAUGUACGGUAGAAACGACAUUACGCUCGGCGCUUUUCUCGACAAGUACUGCUUCAACAGCGACUCGAAAUGCCCCUCCGGAGGUUGCUCCGUACCUGUCAACCAACACGUCCGCAGAUUCGUUCACGGCGACGCGUGCCUCACCGUCACCUGCAACAUCAUACAGCACAGCGCCGUCGACAAGCAUAAGGAGGAACACAGCAAACAGGUGAUGUUCUGGUCGCGCUGCGAGCAGUGCGGCGCCAGCGGUCGAGCGAGACGGCUGUCCCGCGCGGCGCUGUGUCUCUCUCUGGCCAUGUACCUGCGCGUGCGCGCUACGGCCGCGCGGCAGGUGGCGCGCGCGUGCCGGCACCCGCUGCACGCGCACGCGCACGUGUUCGCGCGACACACGGCCGCGGCGUGCUGCAGGUACAUGAAGAUUACUCCAUACGAGAUCGAGCUGCCUCCCGACAUGAUCUCCACACACUACGACACAAAAGCCAUGCGGGAUGCACUCAUCGCACAACUCAACGAACUCGUUCUCAAAGGCCACGAGACGCUAAGCGUGGUAGCGGAGGCGGGCGCGGAGGCGGACUACCAAGCGUUCAAGCACCACACGGAGCAGAUCUCCCUGGCGCUCACGCGAGCCAAAGAUAAUACUACGACGGCAGGUGUGAUUCGUUCCCUGUGGCGCGUGUCCGACGCCCUGAUAACGGGCGAGCGCAUGUUGAGGGAAGCGCAGGACACGUGGGCCUCGCCGGCGCCCAAACCCGCCAAACCUGUCGACGCCACCCUGGAAGAGAAAACUGACUUGGAAGAAUCGACAGGAGAAAGCGAAAACUCAGGCACCACUUAUGUGUUUGCAGAGGGGCCCCGAGAGCCCCGAGACGAGAAGGACCACCCUGGUGGCGACGAAGACGAGGAGAAAGGAGACAAGAAGACGGUGCGGCAGAUACUGUCGCAGCUGCUCUCGAAUAAGGAGGCCUCCCAUCAGAACGGAAUCAUAAUCUCACAUGGACUGGUACCGGUAGUAGUGCAAAUUGGUGAAGUGGGUUCCGUGAUCGCGGCCGCGCUCGCUUCAGUUACCUACCAUCGCUCGCUUCGACUGCAGAGACACAGCACCCAGUCGGAAGCCGAUGAAGCCGAAGCCGGUACGGGAAAAGACCGAGUCGACGGCGACAGGAGUAAGGCCAAGUCCAACGACCACAUCGAGGUUUUACUCAAGGAUGGGCUACUGUGCCGCAUAUACUACGCGCCGCAGUUCCACCGGCUGCGGCACGCGCUGCUCGCGUCGCUCGCCGACCUCGCGGCGGAGCAGCCGCGGCCCGAGGACGCGCGCUGCUGCGACGACCUCAAGGACAAAGACAAAAGUCUGUGCGAUAUCGAAGAGGGCUUUAUCCGUUCGCUGGCGCACUGCGUACCCUGGGCGGCCAAGGGCGGGAAAUCAGGAUCAACGUUCUGCAAAACCAAAGAUGACCGUUACGUUCUAAAAGAGAUGACCAAACCGGAGUGGACCCAGUUCCUGGAGUUCGCGCCGCACUAUUUCAACUACAUCACCAGCUGUCGCAGCCAGCAACUACCCUGCUUAUUAGCCCGUAUUGUCGGCGUGUACUCGGUGGGCGGCGCCGGCAACGGCGUGCUGGUGAUGGAGAACGUGUGGUACCGGCGCGCCGGCACGCGCUUCGACCUCAAGGGCUCCUCGCGGCACCGCCUCGCCCAGCCCGCGCCCCUCGCCGUGCUGCUCGACGAGAACCUGCUGCAGCUGCGAUGGCAGCAGCAACUUUUCGUGGCGUCCCACACCGGACGGGUUCUGUUCUCGUGCAUCGACCGCGACACAGAGUUCCUGGCUUCAAACUCCGUCAUGGACUACUCGUUACUACUGGGUAUUGAUGGACAGAAGCUCGUGUUAGGAAUUAUUGACUACAUCCGCACAUUCACAUGGGACAAGAAACUGGAACACCUAGUGAAGAAGAACCUCGGUUCAGGUCAGCCCACCGUGGUCUCCCCCGACGAGUACAAGAGCCGCUUCCGCAAGGCCAGCCGCAAGUACUUCCUGUGCGCGCCCUCGCCCUGGGACCAUCUGGUCUAGACCCUGGACCGGAGACCACCUUGUGGAACCACAUAACCUUUCAAACUGGUAGACGGCCUAAACUAGGAACACGGAAGAUUAAAUCAGUGGAAUUCUUGCCACGUGUGUACAUAUGCCAGAUGACACGAAAAUGUCUAUAAUUAAUUGAAAAAAAAAAAAAAAAACCCCGGCCAAGUGCGAGUCGGACUCGCGCACCGAGGUUUUCGUACUUUUUAGUAUUUGUUGUUAUAGCGGCAACAGAAAUACAUCAUCUGUAAAAAUUUCAACUGUCUAGCUAUCACGGUUCAUGAAAUACAGCCUGGUGACAGACGGACGGACAGCGGAGUCUUAGUAAUAGGGUCCCGUUUUUACCCUUUGGGCACGGAAGCCUAAAAAUGGUCGGUUGUACAGUAUGGCUCGGUAUCUUCGCGAUGCCCUGCGUACAACUUUGUACAUAUUCUCAAUUUUUGAACGCCGGAUAUUUAAAUAGGGAAUUAUCCCCUCGAGCGGCAAAGCAAUAUUUUAAAUUUUCGCUUGUGCGGCGCGCAGCCGCCAGGGGGCGUGUUUUCCAUAUUCAACAUGGCGGCCCGCCGCACGCGCACGCGCACGCGCACGCGCACGCGCACGCGCACGCGCACGCGCACGCGCACGCGCGGUUGUCAGAGCGUCCCAUUCGAGGUAGCUUGCCGCCCGAAGGGUUAUUGAAUUGUUUUUUUCUUUACAUUUGUAAAAACAUAACUUAUUGUUUAAAAUCUUCAGAAAUUGUAUUAUAUAUUAAUUAUACUUACAUACUUAGUUAUUAUCUCAGGUAUUUUAAUAUCCUUCU
Molecule: messenger RNA, 6262 nt
Organism: Cydia strobilella
Lineage: Eukaryota; Metazoa; Arthropoda; Insecta; Lepidoptera; Tortricidae
Gene: fab1
Product: putative 1-phosphatidylinositol 3-phosphate 5-kinase
Exons: 34
Coding region: 100-5457 (1785 amino acids)
Biological process (GO): phosphatidylinositol phosphate biosynthetic process; intracellular signal transduction
Cellular component (GO): endosome membrane
Molecular function (GO): 1-phosphatidylinositol-3-phosphate 5-kinase activity; ATP binding; metal ion binding
Source: RefSeq, a predicted model, not a curated record